AUGGGAACAAAUUUAAAAUCAAAUCAAGAUUUUCAUAAUUCUAUAGAUUUCACAUCAAACAUAUCAUCAACAUCAUCGCUAUCACCUAAUAACAACAUGUCAAAAUCUCGUCCUGAAGAAUAUGAAUUAAUUGAAAAGAAUAUCAUCACGUCGCAAGGCGUCGAAGAACUCUUUGAUAAAGUUUUAAAAUUAUCAUCAUUAUCAUCGCCCUCUUCUUUAUUAUCAGCACCAACAGAAAUCGACUUUCAAUGUUAUGGUCUUUUUGCUCAAUCAAAUAUAUCAUUAGGAAAUUUCAUUGCAGAGUAUAAAGGUGAAGUUUGUUUAAAAUCCGACUACAAAGAUAAUCCUACAAAUGGGUACAAAGAUCUUGGCACCACGAAGCCAUAUGUUUUAUUUUAUCCAACAUUAGAUUUGUGUGUAGAUGCUCGUCGUUAUGGAACAUAUGCAAGGUUUGUUAGACGUUCAUGUAAUCCUAAUGCUGAAACACGAACAAUGUAUAUUAAUGAUGGUAUAGUUAAAGAUCGCCAAUUACAUUUGGGUAUAUUUGCCAAAUGUGAUAUAAUGCAAAAUCAAGAAAUAACAGUUGGUUGGAACUGGGAUAAUCACCAUGUUGCUCAUAUUUUUAUAAGGAAAGAUGGCGGUGGUGAUGUUGGUGGUAAAGGAAGAGACAACGAUGAUUUAGAUCAAGUCAUUGAUUUAAAUAAAAGGAUUCAAAUGGGUACCGUCGUUUACAACUUGUUAAAGUUUACAGAAUGUGCCUGUGAAGAUAAAAAUAAUUGUGUGAUUGAGAAAAUGAAGAAUUACGCAAAGAAACCAAAAGAUGAUUUGACUAAAAAUAAAGAAGGUUAUUAUUUUGAUUCGCAACAAAGCAAUAUUCCAUAUAAUAAGAGAAAAAUACAAGUUUCAUCUUAUGCAGAUAACAAUAAAAACAAUGAUGACAACGAUCAAGAUGAAGAGAUAGAAAUAGAAGAAGGCAAUAAAGAAUCAGAGGUCGUUGAAUCGAUGGAGUUAGAUUAUGUUGACAGAAAUAAAUAUAAUAAUAGAUCAGAAAUGAAAGGAAUUAACAUAGACGAUGAUAAAAAAUCAAAAGGACUUGAUAAUAGUAGUAGUCAUAAUAAUUACAACAAGAUUAUUGAUUUAGAACAUGAUACCGGAGCAAUGCAUUCACAAAGUUCUACUAUUGUUACAACUACUACACCUACAACUGCGAUUAGUAGUGGUAGGAAAUCAAGAUAUGUUUCAUUUAGUAGUCAAUUUCCUAAUUCCACAAAUCCAAAUCAAUCUAAGCCUAAUGCUGACGCUAAAAGUGAGAUUAGUAGUUUAAUUGAUAAAAAUGAAGAGUAUUCAAGUAAAUUAGAUUUUAAACCAUCAUCGAAAAGACGUAAACUAAACUCUUUUAAACACACACAAAUCAAUUUAUCGAAACCAUCACCAAAAACAACCUCAUCGUCAUUACAUCUUGAUACAACUACAAAAAUAUCUAACAUAUUAUCAUCAUCUAAAUCGCCAAUAUUAACUUCACCAACUGUAACAACUUCAAUACCUGAAAUACCAAAAAAUACUUCAUCAACAUUAUCACCAUCGUCACAAUAUCACACAAAUAAAACUUUCAAUCCAACAAUAAAAGCUUUGCCGUCAACAAUAACGACGACACCAUCGUCAUCAUCAUGUCGUCAUUUAGAAACAUUAAAAACAACUAACACCUCGCAUUUAAAUAUUUACCCCAAUAAAUCUUCAUCAAUAAAUACCAACAUUUCUAAAAAUUUACAAUCUGACUUUACAAAAUCACAAGAAACAACUACGAAACCAAACAUUACCAUCAACGCUACCACAAAUAAUAAUAUCACAUCUUCUACAGCCAAAACUCAAUCAACUGAAUCCAAGAAAAAAACACUUUCACUUUCAGAAUAUAAACAAAUGAAAGUUCUAACCGGUUCUUCGUUGACUUCGAAAACUGAAGAAUCAAAGAAACCAUUAAUAGAAUCUCAAUCAAACAAUACACCGUCAUUAUCAUCACCAUCUACUACAUUACCAAUGCUAACAUCAAUAACGUCAACAAAUUCAUUGACAACUACUAAUACUAAUGCUACAUCAAUAAUAUCUUCGACACAAACAUCACUACCGCCAUUAUCUUCACCAUCUAAAUUUUCUACCGCUGCUACUGAACAACAAAGUAAAACCGAAUUAAAUAAUAUUAAUAAAAUUGAAGAAAUGCACUCAUCCACACCAGAUAGUCAAAUAGUUGCAAUGACAAAUGAUGGCUAUUUCCCGGUAGAUUUCAAUAUCGAUCUUCCGAUCACUUCUUCACAUAUUUCUAAAUCAAAAGACUACUUGCCAACGUCAUAUGAAUAUCACACAUCAAAAGAUAUUGAUUCUAUAAACCAAACUGAAUAUAGGAGAUCUUCUUCAUCCUCUUCUUCAAAACCACCACUAAUAUCUCCACGCGGAAUACCACCACCACGUAGUUAUCAUAAUGGAGGUGGUGGUAGCGGUAGUGGUAGUAGUCAUUACAGAGUCGGAAAGUCAUCAUCAGGUGGCCAUUUUAGAGGUAUGCCUACAUCACCGGGUGAAAGAGGUGGAGGAGGAAGAUAUCAUGGAGGUCUGGGUAAUUUUAAUUCACCAGAUUCGUCACCUGUCACACAAAGACAUGGACAACCAAUACUGUCAUCAACAAUUAAUAAUGAUCGGGAUCAAAUUCAAUCAAUUGAUAACAGUGAUUAUAUGAGAUCUAUUGAUGUUAGGGAUAGAGGAUGGGGUACACAUGAUCGUACUAGAGAAUGGAGAGAACGUGAGAGAGAACGUGAAGAAUGUGGCAAAAGAAAUGAAGAUUAUCGACUUCAAAGGUUUCUUGGUGAUGAUUAUCGUAGAAAUAGAAGAUAG
Messenger RNA from Entrophospora candida, 2880 nucleotides. The record is from the annotation of a GenBank genome assembly. Lineage: Eukaryota; Fungi; Glomeromycota; Glomeromycetes; Entrophosporales; Entrophosporaceae.